AUGCGGUUGACGGAAUUGUAUCUGAUGGGGGACAAGUUUAGGAAAAACGGCAACGAUUGUGUCCUCAAGAUCCUGGAGGCUUGCAGCUCAACACUCCGGAAACUCCAACUCGACGUCGAGACCCUGGCCAGCAACCAACACCAACACCUCUUGCCACUCCUCCGUAUCAUCUGCGACUCCAUGACACAGCUCCAACACCUCAGCCUCUUCAGAAAGCUCGUUGUCCAGAUCCAACCCCUCGCCAUGCGGUGCUUUCUCGAAACCUGUCCUUCUUCCCUCAUUACCCUCACCCUCGGUUGGUUUCAUUUCCCCAUCCAAUCCAAGGACAAGGACGAAGAGACAAAGGACCCUGCCGCAGUCAGAGGUGCUAAGCCUCAUCCGAAUUUGAAGGUGUUUAGUCUGGGUGCGGGGUACAGUUCGGCGUUUACGCCAGUGGAUCCGGAGGUCUCGUCGGCGAUCUUUGUCCGCUUCCUCCAGAGCUGUUCGCCGGGCAUCAAGACCUAUGGAAUCAACAGCAAUCACUCCUGGGAGUUCAUUCAGCCAGAGGUGACCGAUGCUGUGGCUACGCUAACAGGGGCCAGGCCACGGUACUUUCAGGUGGACGCAGUCGAGUUCUCUUCCGAGGAGGACCAAGCCAUGGCAGACGAGGUAUCAAGUCUCUGGAGGACCCAUCAAGAAACCCCCAACAAUAACGACAAACCUCGAGAAGUAUGGACAUCGAUUAAGAUGGGGGGUUGCCCACUCUCCUCACCCAUCACCUUCAACACCAUCCUAGAAUCCUGUCAACACGGUCUCCAGAACCUUCAGAUCCACCUCGGAGAAGGCAUUACCAACAACGAUCUCCAAACCAUACUCCACACUGGCACCGCAUUACGGCGCCUCACCUUCAAAAACAAUUGGCCAUCACUCGAUUUUCGGGUCAUGUUGCAAUCGACCUGGAACUGCACACUUCUUACAGAACUCAAUAUCCAGAUCACCAACAUCCCACGGCCCGACGUCCUCUUCGACUGGAAAGGCGACAGGAUCUUCCCCCUCCCAGACCGAGCAGAAACCGCCACCAGCAGCAGCAGUAUGGAAAUGGAUGAGAGCCGUCGUAUCCAGAGAGAAAUAUAUACCCGCCUCGCAACCCUCGUCAACCUAGAGUCCCUCCAACUGGGCGCCACUCGACAACUCCCCAGUGUCAAAGUCACAAUCCCCCACAAUGGGAAAACAGGAUCCUUCCAUAGGAGUCAGCAGUUGGACUGUCUCGAAAUGUCGCUCGACAGUGGGAUGGAUAUCCUGUCAGGGAUGAAGAGUCUCAGGAAGCUGUAUGUCCACCGAAUGGAACACCGGAUCGGGAUUCGUGAAAUGAAAUGGUUCGAGAGAGAGUUUCCCGAAUUCCAGUCUCUUUUUGGAAUCGAGACUCAGACAAAGAGGACCUGUCUGCUCUAUGACCUCGAUGAUCCUGACCUCAACAAGUGUGGUGUUGGAUACGAAUGGUCUUAA
Molecule: messenger RNA, 1485 nt
Organism: Linnemannia hyalina
Lineage: Eukaryota; Fungi; Mortierellomycota; Mortierellomycetes; Mortierellales; Mortierellaceae
Source: the annotation of a GenBank genome assembly